Exophiala spinifera is the source of this 1242-nucleotide messenger RNA. RefSeq lists its product as uncharacterized. The transcript is spliced from 6 exons. Gene Ontology annotation, molecular function: hydrolase activity, acting on carbon-nitrogen (but not peptide) bonds, in linear amides. The coding region runs from base 1 to 1242 and encodes 413 amino acids. The record is from RefSeq and is a predicted model, not a curated record. NCBI's taxonomy places the organism in Eukaryota, Fungi, Ascomycota, Eurotiomycetes, Chaetothyriales, Herpotrichiellaceae.
AUGCCCGGCAAGAUCAGAACCGCGCUGAAAGUCGACCUCGACACGCCGGCCAAAGACCAGCCGUAUUUGCAUAACAGAUGGCACCCUGAUGUCCCCUUCUGUGGCACGAUCAAGAAUGGAGAGACCGUCAAAAUCGAAUGUCUGGACUGGACAGGCGGACAGAUCAAAAACAACGACAGUGCUGACGAUAUCAAGAAUGUCGACCUGACCCAGAUUCACUACCUCUCCGGCCCGUUCGAGAUUGAGACGGCUGAGCCCGGAGACGUUCUACUGGUUGAGAUCCAAGACGUCCAGCCCUUCCAAGACCACCCGUGGGGAUUCACAGGCAUUUUUCACAAAGACAACGGGGGCGGGUUUCUAGAUGAAAUCUACCCGGAGGCGGCGAAGGCCAUCUGGGAUUUCGAAGGCAUAUUCUGCUCGUCCCGUCACAUCCCUGGUGUUCGUUUCGCCGGCCUCAUCCACCCGGGUAUCCUGGGCUGCGCCCCUUCGCACGAGAUCCUCGCCGAAUGGAACAAGCGGGAAGCCGAACUCAUCUCGACGUCGUCCCUGUCGCGCAUCGUCGCUCAACCGCCCCAACCGAUCAAUGUGCACGCCGGAACUGCCGACGAAGCGACCAAAGAGCGUAUCGGCAGGGAAGGAGCCAGAACGAUCCCAGGUCGUCCUGAGCAUGGCGGGAACUGCGACAUCAAGAACCUGUCGCGCGGCAGCAAAGUCUACCUGCCUGUUCAUGUCAAGGGUGCCAAGUUCUCCGUGGGCGACUUGCAUUUCUCUCAGGGUGAUGGCGAGAUCUCCUUUUGCGGCGCCAUCGAAAUCGCCGGCGAAAUCACCAUCAAGUUCGAAGUCAUCAAGGACGGCCAGAAGAAACUCGGCAUGGUCGGCGGCAAGUCGCCCAUCUAUAUCCCCGGGCCUGUGCAACCGCAAUUCGGCCCCGGUCGGAUGAUCUACUUUGAGGGUUUCAGCGUCGACGAGAACGGCAAGCAGCACUACAUGGACGCCACGGUGGCGUAUCGCCAAUCGUGCCUGCGCGUCAUCGAGUACCUUCGCCGCUUCGGAUACAGUGACUACCAGGUCUAUUUGAUGCUGAGUUGCAUCCCUAUCGAGGGCCACGUCGCAGGGAUUGUGGACAUUCCAAACGCGUGCACCACCAUCGGUCUGCCAAUGGAUAUUUUCUCGUUUGACAUCUCGCCAUCUGCCGAAGUGAAGAAGUUGGAUCUGGGGGCGUGCGCCGUGGCGAGCAAAUAG